AUGACACCAGCCUCGGCACCCCCCAACAGCGUUGAGCUGACGCCAUGGGAGCAACGGACUCUACCGUGGCGCAGGCGUCUCAUCUACAUCCGCGCCGUGUACACGUUCAUUUCCGGCGUAGUGCUCUCCAAGCUCUCCCCAGAUGCGCAGAACCUCCACUGGCGCCAGCGCCUCGCCUUGUCCAUCCUGCAGUCCAAGUCGGCUGUCCUGACCCCAAGACAGCGGGCUUUUAGCCCGCCCAGCGCAUUAACGGGUGAUCUCAUCCGUGAGUACUGUUACGCCAAGAGCGUCUCCCUGCGCUCUGUCACAGCCUCGACUGCCGGCGGCCAGCACUUUGCAACCCCGCCUGCCGUCCUGCACAUUAUCACUCCGCCUGGCGCCCCAGCCACCGGCCCAACCAUCUACUAUGCCCAUGGCGGCGGCUACCCAAACCCUAUUGCAGUCGCGGGGGCACAUUCCCAUGGCUCUGCGCCGCGGGGAAAGACCAUCAGCGCAAAGCAAUGCCGGCGCCCACCUCGUGGCCCUCGCUGCUGGGGCACUUUGCCGGGCCGCCACCUUACCCGCUGCCGAUUGACUGCACGGAGACCAACUCGCUGCCGCUGUGAUCAUUUCGCGUGGAUUGCCAUGACCACGGAACAGGUUUCUUUCGACGCAAACGAGGCAACGGACUUUUUGGACCGCAAAGCAUCGUUGCUGUUCAAGUUUGGGUUUGCGCCCAACGUCGACGAGCCUUGGGCAAACCUGCUCGACGCGCCUGAUUCUGUUCAAGUAUGGGACAGCGUGCUCAGACCUGCUGCUGGUAAGCCUGUCGUCCGGAAGGCCAUCGUCUUGACGGGUACUGCCGAGGUCCUGAUGGAUUCAAACAUCGAAUUCAGCAAGGUGCACCUCAGGGGGGCAGAUCUUGUCGUCGAUAAGGGGACGGAUGUUCCUGCACGGUUCCCAGAUGCAGAUUACGUGUUUGUUGCGGCUGUGGGCGAGGCGCAUACACAGACCAUUUUGGAUGCUGCGGUGGGCUAUGAUGAGGGAAACAUGUCGCGGGCCAUCCGCGAAUUCCUCAAGCGACUGUGA
Molecule: messenger RNA, 1068 nt
Organism: Verticillium alfalfae VaMs.102
Lineage: Eukaryota; Fungi; Ascomycota; Sordariomycetes; Glomerellales; Plectosphaerellaceae
Exons: 3
Coding region: 1-1068 (355 amino acids)
Source: RefSeq, a predicted model, not a curated record